CUUAUCGGGUAUCGCUUUUACAACGGAUCCAACCGGAACCCGUUUAAUUCGUUGUCGGUCGCCUCGGUACUCACUCAUAUACUCAUUCGAAUUCGAACAACCACUUCCCACUCCAACCACUCCGCCCUCGCCCUCUCGUCUGAAAAGACCCCUCGCCUCGUUACUCACACAUACUCAUUCGAAAUUCGCACACCACUUCGCCACUCCGACCACUCCGCCUUUGCCCUCUCCUCUGAAAAGACCCUUAAAACCCUAGGUCGUCCUCCUCCUCUUCCUCCUCCACCACCACCACCACCACCACCACCACCGACGAUGAUCUCCUUGAACGCGCUCCUCGCCUGGAACUUGGUCGCCAAUACCCUCACCGGUCGCGAGGAUGUCGAUCCCUCCAUCCUCGCAGAAGCCUUGCGCAAUGUGGUUGCGCUGGCGUCCUUGGACGAACGCAGGGGUGGCGUUCGCUUCCUGCGCAGCGGGAUGCGUCCUAUGCCUCGUCCUCCUGUUGAUGCUUCGGUGCCUAGCACGGGAGCUUCCUGCGCUCCAAGCCAUUCGGACUUGUGCAAUGUGGUUGAGGCGGCGGGCUCGAAGGAAAGCAGUGGUGGCAUUCGCUGCCUCCACAGUGAGAUCCCUUCUACAUCUCGCCCUCCUAUCAAUGCGUCUGGGCCUUGUGCGGAAGCUCCCCGCUCUAACCCAAGCGAGGUGGGAAAUUUAGGUAAUAUGGGUGAAGAUAGACUCGAGAAAUACAGGCGUGACAUCGGCCAGUUUAUUCUCCAAGAAAGGGCUUACGUGCCAAAAGUGACCCUUGAUCAGGUGAAAGAAUCUAUCUUAGAGGGCAAAUAUCCAGCUUUAUUCUCCUUUCUGAAGCAUAGUGGCCCAGUUAGGAGACGUGAUCAAGAUGAUCUUUUGCCAUCCAAUUUUUAUGUUGAUCAAGAGAGGUUGAAGAGGCUUAAAUUCAGCACCUGUGAUUAUGGUAAGAAAAUAUCUCAGGAAGACCCUUCUGGAUUUGUGGAGCAUAAUCAACAUGUUACUGACAGCGAUGGGACUGCUCAUCUACAAAUGGAUGAUGUGGGUGUUGAAGGCAACACAAUUCAGUUAUCUGAAAGGAAUGGCGACACACUCAAGCCACCUGACAAGAAAAUUACAAAUUUAGAUGGUGGUAAAAGACAGUUAAGUGCACAAACUGCUGCUGCUCUGUUUCCGAUUGACUGCACCCAAAUCUUGCAAAGGGAUGUUUCUAUGCCUCAGAGCAAUAGCACUAUCCGUCCAAAUUUGCCGCUAAAUGAACAUGGUAAUUUAAUUCCCACACGCACUGAGAAAGAUCAACAUCCUAGCAAUAUAAUUGUCAUCCCUGAUUCUGCGAGUGAUGAUGACGCAGAAGAUACUGGCUAUACGCCUGAUGAUGAUGAGAUGCUUGCUGCUGAGAAGCAUUGUCUGUUGAGCUCUCAAGCCAAUAACAAUCAGGAUUCAAUUGCUGGGGAUUGGACUGAGCAGUGUUGGUGCAUGGAAUGUGACGAAGGCGAUCAAUUGCUGACUUGUAGUUUGUGUUUAAAAGCUUUUCGUGAAAGCUGCUUAGGCUCGGUUAGGUUCAAUGAGGAGGGCCUUUUCUACUGCUGCUUCUGUACGCAUGGGAGAGCUGAUUUGGGGUGCCGCAAAGCGAGGAAGAGUGUUCUUCAAGCUAAAGAAAACCUCUCUACUGGUCGUUGUAAGGAUAUUUGUAAAAGGCGAACAGGGCAAGCUAGAGUUGUUGAAAAUGUCAAUUAUUGGUUAGAUGAUCUCUCCCUGCAACACCGAACUGGGGGGUUAAAUAGGAGUUCCUUAAGAGCAGAACAUCAUGAGCAUAUGGAAGUUACUGACUUUCCUAGGCAAGUGGAGAAGGAGGUGUGUGUUGGGAGAUGUGAUGAUUCUACUAAAGUGGAAAAAGUAAAUGAUGGACAGAUUGUGGAUAAGGCUACAACUACCGUCGAAGGUGCUGACACUACCUCUAUGAAUGAACAAGCGAAGGACCUUCAACCCACAGAGCACCAUACACCAGUUGGCAAUGGCAAUUUUCCUUGUGAGGAGGCUAAUGCAUCUCAUUCUGCUUCUGUGAAUGAACAAGUGGAGGACCUUCAACCCACAGAGUCCCAUACAGCAGUUGACACUAGCAAUUUACCUUGCGAGCAGGGUAAGUUGUCUCAUGCUGCCUCUGCGAAUGAACAAGGGGAGGAUUUUCAACCCACAGAGCACCAUACAGCAGUUGACAAUAGCAGUUUACCUUGCGAGGAGGGUAAGUCAUCUCAUAGGGAACUUGAUGCUGGGGUGGUGAAACAGAAAGGUGAAGUCAGUGUAGGAGGUGAUCAUCGAAAUAUUCAAGAACCUGACAGUGAUGAGCAAGUAAAAGAGGCUUAUGAAGAUACGGACAAUGAAGCAUUGCCAUCACGAAAUAGUGGCAGGCAUUGUAAAAGAGCACAAGAUGCAAGCACUAAAAUUGUCGACCAAAAGAGAUUCAAAUCUUCUACAGGAAAAAGAAGAAAACAUGCAUAUCAAGCCAAACGGUAUUCAAAUCCACUGAUGCCCCCCGGGAGGCGUACCAAACUACUUUGGACCAUGGAGGAAGAAGCUGCUCUUAAAGAGGGGAUGCAAAGAUUUGUUUCAAACGAUGGUGGGACUAUUCCGUGGAGGGCAAUUUUGGAGUAUGGUUGUGGUGUUUUUCACAAAACUCGUGUGCCUGGCGAUCUUAAAGAUAAGUGGAGAAACAUCAAGGUUAAGGAGGAUCUCCUACAACAGAGCUGUGCGUGACAUGCCUUAAAGCAAGGCAUUUGGUUUUUGGUAAAUAGGGCUUGUAAAAAGUGGUGCUCAUAUGCUACUUUGUUGUUUUGUGUGUAGGCUCAUCUCUUUUUGUUGUAAAUACUCCUAACUUAUUGAUGUCCUGCGAAGAAAGACUAUACAUGUGCCGUAUAUCGCCUCUGGUUGGAGUCGACCAGCCGUGGUAGAUUGGGCGCACUCUUUUCUUAGUGCAGGAUAUCCUCGGGACUGACUCUUAACUAAAGAUGUGUGGGACAUUUUGGUUUUUGGUAAAUAGGGCUAGUAAAUAGUAGUGCUCCUAUGCGACUUUGUUGUUUUGUGUGAACGCCCAUCUCCCUUUUGUUGUAAAUGCUCUUUGAGUUAUUGAUGUCCUGCAGAGAAUGUCUGGAUGCCUAUGUUUUUUACUUCUCUCUUUUUUUUUUUUUGGGAAACCUUUGUUUGAUGUGGUGUAAAUUUAGUGAUCGAAAAGCUUUGUUUGGUAAGAAACUUUAUUAUUGUGGAAGCUUUGCGGACUUGCAGU
This is a messenger RNA of Ananas comosus (pineapple), 3301 nucleotides long. RefSeq lists its product as uncharacterized. The transcript has 7 exons. The record is from RefSeq and is a predicted model, not a curated record. Bases 313 to 2775 code for a protein of 820 amino acids. Lineage: Eukaryota; Viridiplantae; Streptophyta; Magnoliopsida; Poales; Bromeliaceae.